GAGAUUAUAACCUGAGCCGCAGCCGCAGGCUUAACGCACUGAGCCACACAGGCACCUCUCAAAUCUGAUUUUUGAAAAAAUCAAUCAGGUACACGAAUAAAGGUGAGGACUGGAGAGCAAGAGAAGGCGUAGCAAUCUGAGGGAUCUGGGGGGAAAAAAAUCAUGCUGGAAGUAAACCUGAGAGGCCAAGAGCACAACUCAGCCAUUUUACUCAAGUUUCAACAAGGCUGCCCAUCCCCGCGUGACGUCAGAGAAGACUUCAAGCAGCUGAAGAUACGCCUAUCGCGAGAGGAAAGACAGCCCGCGAGCGAGUGUACGCCAGUCCGGCCCCGCCUUCCCUGAGCCCCACCCACUCCCCGGUCCUCACUCCCACCUUUAACCAGCCACGUGUGACGCCAUGACGCAUGCGUGGCCGCGGCGCGGGGGGCGGGCCCGCGGCGCGCCACCGGAGGAGGAAGUGGUGCGGUUGUUGCUCCCUCUGCGCCCACUGCUGGCUCCCGGGGCGCGGAGAGGGGCAGCUGCCGCCGCCGCCGCUCCGUCGCCCUGCUUACUACUGUUUCUCUCCAUGUGCUCCGGCGCCGUCGCUCCCCUUCCUCAGGCCGCCGUUUACCCCGGGGUCUAUGGAAGUAAUGGAAGGACCCCUCAAUCUGGCUCAUCAACAGAGCAGACGAGCAGAUCGUUUAUUAGCUGCAGGAAAAUACGAAGAGGCUAUUUCUUGUCACAAAAAGGCUUCAGCAUAUCUUUCUGAAGCCAUGAAGCUCACACAGUCUGAGCAGGCUCAUCUGUCACUGGAAUUGCAAAGGGACAGCCACAUGAAACAGCUCCUCCUCAUCCAGGAGAGGUGGAAAAGGGCCAAGCGGGAAGAGAGACUGAAAGCCCAGCAGAGCACAGACAAGGAUGCGGCUGCCCAGCUCCAGGCCCCGCACAAACCCCCUUCUGAGGAUGCAGAGGGCCAGAGCCCCCUUCUCUCUGAGAAAUACAGCCCUUCCACGGAGAAACAUCUGCCUGAAAUCCAGGGGGUCUUUGACAGGGAUCCAGACACACUGCUGUUUUUACUUCAGCAGAAGAGGGAGCCAGCAGAGCCGUGCAUUGGAAGCAAAGCCCCCAAGGACGACAAGACAAUCAUAGAGGAGCAGGCUACCAAGAUCGCAGAUUUGGAGAGGCACGUCGAAUUCCUCGUGGCUGAGAACGAAAGGUUAAGGAAAGAAAACAAACAACUAAAGGCUGAAAAGGCCAGACUUCUAAAAGGCCCAGUAGAAAAGGAGCUGGAUGUGGAUGCCGAUUUUGUAGAAAAGUCAGAGUUGUGGAGCUUGCCACCACAUUCGGAAACUGCCACAGCCUCUCCAACCUGGCAGAAGUUUUCAGCGAAUACCGGCAAAGCCAAGGAUAUCCCCAUACCCAACCUUCCUCCCUUGGAUUUUCCGUCUCCAGAACUUCCCCUUAUGGAGCUCUCUGAGGAUAUUCUGAAAGGAUUUAUGAAUAAUUAAAAUGAAAGGCCAUAAAGGAGCUGAGAAGAAAGGACAAAAUAAUAGAAUAGUAGUUGAUCCAGAAAAAAAAAGGGAAAACCACACGCAAGGGUGAUUCCAGAGAUGCUUCGUCGUCUGGCGCACUGUGGGAAGAAGCGUCGCCGGGACUUGGGAAACAGUCACUGUGAAGUAUGUCAUGUCCGAUUGACUGACUCCAGCUGAUUCCAGACUUGGCAGACACUAGACUCUCGGAGGUUCACUUUCUCCUGAUACAAACCAAAUGGCUACCUGGAAUAACUUUUUCAAGCAACAGUUAUUUUUCUUAUCUUCAGGGUUAAAAUGUAUAAAAGUAUGUAUGAUUAAUCUAUAAUGCCAUAAAUGAUAAUGCAAAAACCUAAAUAAUAUGGUGGCCCUAGGGGCCACCUUGUGUUUGAAACAUGCUUUCUAUCAUGCAUUGACUGUAUGCAUUUUGUUAUGCACAUUUCGUUUGUUGAAUAAGGCGUGUGAGACACACCUUUCUAGAUGAAACUGUGCCACACUUUGCACUACUCACGACAUAAUGAGAACCUCAAGACUAUCAGGAGAAAUAUUUAAAUUUCCAUUUUAUGAAGAAAGGAACCAAAUUGUUAGUUAUGCUUUUUAAAAAAAAAUUACCGGUUUACAUAAUUAAUCAGGGUGCAUUUUAAGUUCUAACUUUUUUGUUUAUCGUUUAAAUGUAUCAUUUGAAAAUACUAAGGAAAUAUCCUUUACUGAUGCAUGAGUGGAAGUAAUGGUAGUUGACAGUGUUUGAUUGUAAGAGAUCAAUAAAGUAAUUGUGUUUUAUACCUUU
Molecule: messenger RNA, 2295 nt
Organism: Leopardus geoffroyi (Geoffroy's cat)
Lineage: Eukaryota; Metazoa; Chordata; Mammalia; Carnivora; Felidae
Gene: NRBF2
Product: nuclear receptor binding factor 2
Exons: 4
Coding region: 405-1487 (360 amino acids)
Biological process (GO): autophagy
Source: RefSeq, a predicted model, not a curated record